CUAGAGAGAGGACGGCAGAUGAUAAGCAGCCAUGGUUUUUUUCUAAAAUGAAAUAUAUUUGCAAAUGACGGGCGUGGGCUGAGCUGCAGGCAGGGCCACACGGUACUACAUGUUGGAUUCCCUAGAGGGGAAAAGAAGGAGGCCCAGGAAAAUACAAGGAGCUGCGACGUGGCGAAAGCAGUUUCUGCUUCCCCUUCCGGGCCUUUUCUCCUUACGCUGUUGUUUCCCGGAGCUGCUCUGGCUGUAGCACGAGGUCGGCGCGCCCGGAGCCGGUGCCUUUUAGAUUCUGGAGACAUUCGACGUCUCCGUUCUCCAUUUUCUCGGCCCUUCUCUCAGUUUAUUCGUAAACUGAUGUGAGUGAGAGCUUUUUAGUGCAACCUCUGAGUUAAGAUGCAUGGGCAUGGAGGCUAUGACUCUGAUUUUAGUGAUGAUGAACAUGGCGGAGAAUCUAGUAAGAAGAAAAAAAGGGCAACCGAAGAUGAUUUACUGCUCAAAAAGCCAUUUCAGAAAGAAAAACAUGGAAAGGUGGCUCAUAAACAAGUUGCAGCAGAAUUGCUGGAUAGGGAAGAAGCAAGAAACAGAAGAUUUCAUCUCAUAGCUAUGGAUGCUUAUCAAAGGCAUACAAAGUUUGUAAAUGACUAUAUUUUAUACUAUGGUGGCAAAAGGGAAGACUUCAGGCGUUUAGGGGAAAAUGAUAAGACAGACUUGGAUGUUAUACGAGAAAACCAUAGAUUCCUAUGGAAUGAAGAGGAUGAAAUGGAGAUGACUUGGGAGAAGAGACUUGCAAAGAAAUAUUAUGAUAAACUAUUCAAGGAAUACUGCAUAGGAGAUCUCAGUAGAUACAAAGAAAAUAAGUUUGGAUUUAGGUGGCGAGUAGAAAAAGAAGUAAUUUCAGGAAAAGGUCAAUUUUUUUGUGGAAAUAAACGUUGUGAUGAAAAAGAAGGCUUAAAGAGUUGGGAAGUUAAUUUUGGUUAUAUUGAACAUGGUGAAAAGAGAAAUGCACUUGUUAAAUUAAGGUUAUGCCAAGAAUGUUCCUUUAAAUUAAAUUUUCAUCACAGGAGAAAAGAAAUCAAGUCAAAAAAAAGAAAGGCCAAAACCAAAAAAGAUUGUGACGAAUCAUCACAUAAAAAAUCCAAAUUAUCAUCUGCAAAAGAGGCCUCCAAGAAAAAAGAUAAAGGGCAUUCAACCUCAAAGAAAUCAGAAGAUUCUGUAAACAGAAACUCUGAUGAGGAAGAAAGUGUUUCCGAGUCUGAGCUCUGGAAGGGUCCACUACCAGAAACAGAUGAAAAAUCACAGGAAGAAGAAUUUGAUGAGUAUUUUCAGGAUUUGUUUCUGUGAGAUGGGAGAGAGAAAGCCUGCAUUCCUUAAUGUGUAAAUAUACUUCAAAACUUCAUAAAAUUUUUAUCUGUAGGUUGCAGUUUGAAUGGUUGGUCUUUGGAAAUAAAAAUUCAGCCACUCUCAGGAUGUCUAAUGCUUCCUGAGUUCAUUAGCAGACACACUUCCCAGUCCUUUUUCAGAUGCUCAUCUGUAAUUCUCUUUCAUUCAUAGCUCCUUGAUAUACAUUUAAACAUGAAAUGAUUGGCAUGAAAUUGAAAACUAAGUAAUUUAGUGUCUUACUGUAAAAGGGUUAAUAUCAGAAAUUUUCCUUUUAUUAAACAGUUGUUAUUCAUUAAUUCCACAAAUAUUUAUCAGGCUUUUAUUACAUGUAAGGCACUGUGCUAGGCAUUGCUGUCAAGAAACUGUCUAGGAAAUAAUUAUGCAAUCAUUUCUGAACUUAUUAGAAAAUAGUAAAUUGGUGUUAGGUUUAUUAAUGUUAAAUAUCAUGUGUGAAAGUUUCUUCAUUUCUUGAAGGUAUUGUUUUUUCAUCUCACAACUUUACAUUGAAAUAAAAAGGAAUCUUGAUUUCUAAGAAAAAUA
Messenger RNA from Ictidomys tridecemlineatus (thirteen-lined ground squirrel), 1917 nucleotides. The record is from RefSeq and is a predicted model, not a curated record. NCBI's taxonomy places the organism in Eukaryota, Metazoa, Chordata, Mammalia, Rodentia, Sciuridae.